UGAGCGCCUGCCCCGCACAGCUGGCCAGCGGAGAGCCCCGCGCCGCCACCCCCGGUCCGGGAUUCCCUCUCCGCUCCUCUUUGCUCCCGCGAUGGGAAAAGUUGGCGCCGGCGGCGGCUCCCCAUCCGGGCUGAGCGCGCUACUUGCCGGCGUGGGGCUCUUGAUCCUCUGCGCCCCGGGCGCCUGCGGCGGCGACUCCUGCUGUCCCCUGCGGCACCCCAGCUCGGCCCCACACUGGGCUCCGACCCCAGGGGGACUUCCUCACCAGGGCUCGCGAGGUAGAGCUCCUGCCACGCCCCUGCCCCUGCUUGGACGCCCCCUGUUCGCAGUGGCCCCCGGAGACCGAGCGCUGUCCCUGGAGCGGAUCCCGGGCACCGGGACGUUGGUGGAGGUUGCUCAGCGCUCUGGCCGGAGGAGACGGAGUGGAGAAGAUCAGAAGGCAGAACGGGGAGGGGGCGCGAGUAGAAGCCCCCGGGGAGUGUUAAAGGACAGAGGGCAGCAGGAGCCUGGGACUCUGGAGCGGGACCCGGACAAAGCCACUCGCUUCCGGCUGGAGGAGCUGAGACUGACCAGCACCACAUUCGCUCUGACAGGCGACUCAGCACAUAAUCAAGCCAUGGUCCAUUGGUCUGGCCACAACAGCAGCGUGAUUCUCAUUUUGACGAAGCUCUACGACUAUAACCUGGGGAGCAUCACGGAGAGCUCGCUCUGGAGGUCAACUGAUUAUGGGACAACCUAUGAGAAGCUGAAUGAUAAAGUUGGGUUGAAAACAAUUUUAAGCUACCUCUACGUGUGUCCUACCAACAAGCGUAAGAUCAUGUUGCUCACAGACCCAGAGAUUGAGAGCAGUUUACUGAUCAGCUCAGAUGAAGGGGCAACCUAUCAAAAGUACCGGCUGAACUUUUACAUCCAGAGCUUGCUUUUCCAUCCCAAGCAAGAGGACUGGAUUCUGGCAUACAGCCAAGACCAAAAGUUGUACAGCUCUGCUGAAUUUGGGAGAAGGUGGCAACUUAUCCAGGAAGGGGUCGUGCCAAACAGGUUCUACUGGUCUGUGAUGGGGUUGAACAAGGAACCAGAUCUUGUGCAUCUCGAGGCCAGAACUGUGGAUGGUCAUUCACAAUACCUGACUUGCCGAAUGCACAACUGCACAGACGCCAACAGACAUAAACCCUUCCCGGGCUACAUUGACCCAGACUCUUUGAUUGUCCAGGAUGAUUACGUAUUUGUUCAGCUGACAUCAGGAGGACGGCCACAUUACUACGUGUCCUACCGAAGGAACGCGUUUGCCCAGAUGAAGCUGCCCAAGUACGCUCUGCCCAAGGACAUGCACGUCAUCAGCACAGAUGAGAACCAAGUGUUUGCGGCGGUCCAGGAAUGGAACCAGAACGACACAUACAACCUCUACAUCUCAGACACCCGUGGUGUCUACUUCACCUUGGCCUUGGAGAAUGUCCAGAGCAGCCGAGGCCCCGAGGGCAACAUCAUGAUCGACCUCUAUGAGGUAGCAGGGAUAAAGGGAAUGUUCUUGGCUAACAAGAAGAUUGACAACCAAGUGAAGACUUUCAUCACGUACAACAAAGGCAGAGACUGGCGUUUGCUGCAGGCGCCGGACACAGACCUAAGAGGGGACCCUGUGCACUGCUUGCUGCCCUAUUGCUCACUACACCUUCACCUUAAGGUCUCUGAGAAUCCCUACACAUCAGGGAUCAUUGCCAGCCGAGACACAGCUCCCAGCAUCAUCGUGGCUUCAGGUAACAUCGGUUCGGAGUUGUCAGACAGCGACAUCAGCAUGUUUGUCUCUUCAGAUGCCGGGAACACUUGGAGGCAGAUCUUUGAAGAAGAGCACAGUGUUUUGUAUCUGGAUCAAGGCGGAGUCCUGGUUGCUAUGAAGCACACAUCUCUCCCGAUUCGACAUCUCUGGUUGAGUUUUGAUGAAGGGAGAUCUUGGAGCAAAUACAGUUUCACAUCUAUUCCACUUUUUGUGGAUGGGGUUCUGGGUGAGCCUGGGGAAGAGACUCUAAUCAUGACAGUGUUUGGACACUUCAGCCACCGCUCUGAAUGGCAGCUGGUUAAAGUGGACUACAAGUCCAUUUUUGAUAGACGGUGCGCCGAGGAGGACUACAGACCCUGGCAGCUGCACAGCCAGGGGGAAGCAUGCAUCAUGGGGGCGAAAAGAAUAUAUAAGAAGAGGAAAUCAGAGCGGAAAUGUAUGCAAGGAAAAUAUGCAGGAGCUAUGGAGUCCGAACCCUGUGUCUGCACAGAGGCUGAUUUUGACUGUGACUAUGGUUACGAGCGACACAGCAAUGGUCAGUGCCUGCCUGCAUUUUGGUUCAAUCCAUCUUCUCUGUCGAAGGACUGCAGCUUGGGACAGAGUUACCUCAACAGUACUGGAUAUAGAAAGGUGGUUUCUAAUAACUGCACUGAUGGAGUGAGGGAGCGGUACACUGCCAAGCCACAGAAGUGCCCAGGGAAGGCCCCACGGGGGCUCCGGAUCGUCACCGCCGAUGGAAAGUUGACAGCGGAACAAGGCCACAAUGUUACCCUCAUGGUGCAGCUGGAAGAGGGUGACGUCCAGAGGACCCUCAUCCAAGUGGACUUCGGGGAUGGCAUCGCAAUGUCCUAUGUCAACCUCAGCUCCAUGGAAGAUGGGAUCAAGCACGUCUAUCACAACGUGGGCAUUUUCCGAGUGACCGUGCAGGUGGACAACAGCCUGGGGUCUGACAGCGCCGUCCUGUACUUACAUGUAACUUGUCCCCUGGAGCAUGUGCACCUGUCUCUGCCCUUCGUCACCACAAAGAACAAAGAGGUCAACGCGACGGCAGUGCUGUGGCCCAGCCAAGUGGGCACCCUCACUUACGUGUGGUGGUACGGGAACAACACAGAGCCCCUGAUCACCUUGGAGGGAAGCAUAUCAUUCAGGUUUACCUCCGAAGGGAUGAACACCAUCACGGUGCAGGUCUCAGCUGGGAAUGCCAUCCUGCAAGACACCAAGACCAUCGCGGUGUAUGAGGAAUUCCGAUCUCUCCGCCUGUCUUUUUCUCCAAACCUGGACGACUACAAUCCGGACAUCCCUGAGUGGAGAAGGGACAUCAGCCGUGUCAUCAAAAGGUCCCUGGUGGAGGCCACGGGGGUUCCAGGCCAGCACAUCUUGGUGGCGGUGCUCCCUGGCUUACCUACCGCUGCUGAACUCUUUGUCCUGCCCUAUCAGGAUCCGACAGGAGAAAACAAGAGGUCACCCGAGGACCUGGAGCAGGGGCUGCUCCGCCAGCCUGUGUCCCUGUGUGACUACAACGAGCACAGCUCUAUUGCCUACCUGCCGCCGAUGUGGAAUCAUGCAGCCCACCUGACAGCAGCCCCGCUGGUGGACCUCACCCCGACCCACAGUGGAUCGGCCAUGCUGAUGCUGCUGUCCGUGGUGUUUGUGGGGCUGGCCGUGUUCGUCAUCUACAAGUUUAAAAGGAAGAUCCCAGGGAUUAAUGUUUAUGCCCAGAUGCACAAUGAGAAAGAACGAGAGAUGGUCAGUCGAGUCAGUCACCCUGAAAGCAGGCCCUAUGUCCCUCAGACUGAACUCAGGCGGCCUGGCCAGCUGGUAGAUGAGAAGGUGGAAUCUCAGCUCAUAGGAAGUAUUUCCAUAGUUGCUGAGAAUCAAAGCACAAAAGAAAUCCCUACCUAUGUAAAUGUUUGAAUGGAGGACGCCAGUAAAAACAAAAACAAACAAAACAAAAAUCAAAUAAAAAAACAAUCAAAAUCCAAACAAACAAACAAA
Molecule: messenger RNA, 3766 nt
Organism: Vicugna pacos (alpaca)
Lineage: Eukaryota; Metazoa; Chordata; Mammalia; Artiodactyla; Camelidae
Source: RefSeq, a predicted model, not a curated record